Paramecium sonneborni is the source of this 455-nucleotide messenger RNA. The record is from the annotation of a GenBank genome assembly. Lineage: Eukaryota; Ciliophora; Oligohymenophorea; Peniculida; Parameciidae.
CUAAAACUUUUUAGCAAAAUUAAUGUCGCUCACAAAAGUAUCAAUAAAUGACAAUGAUUAUAAAUAAUCAGGCAUUCAACCUACUCAAAACAACGCUCCUCAAUUACCAAAGAGAGAAUAUAAAAUGAUAUCAAAAGAAAAAAAGACAUAGUUGAUUCGAACUGUUCUUCUCUAGAAAUGUAAAAUUAAAAGAGUACUCCAUUUUAUUAUAUUCUUUUUAGAUUGCUAAGGAUCUAAAUAUUAAUUAUGCUACUGCCAAAACAAUCCUUCACAAUUACAGAAAAAAAAAUAUUCAAUUUGAAUAAAGAGAACAUCUCAAAUAGGCUACCUACACUAAUACUCAAAAAUUUUCUAAAUUGAAUCUCAAAAUAAUACUUAAUGACAAAAUCGUCAAGUAACAGGAAUACGUAUUGCCCACAUUCUGAAAAAAUUAUAUUCAUUCAGUAAUAUUAUAA